AUGAGUGGUCUCAAUGUCCUCAUCAUAGGCGCCGGCGUGUGCGGGCCAGCUCUGGCCUGCCUGCUCAGGCGCUCAAGCCCUCGUCACAAAAUCACAGUCGUCGAGCGCUGGCCCACACUCCGCGCGGCUGGACAGCAGAUCGACCUGAAUGAGAACGGGCUCCGCAUCCUGAAGAGGAUGGGACUACUGGAAGUGAUCAAGUCCAAAUGUGUUGAGGAGGCGGGCGUUGAGGUCUUCGACUCCAAGGGGAAGUCGGCAGGUCGUUUCGGCGUGACGCCUGCGGGAGAAACCAAGCGCGGGCUGACGUGCGAGUAUGAGAUCAUGCGGGGCGAUGUCGUGCAGGUUUUAUAUGAUGCGAGCUUGGAGCAGGAUGCCAAGGCCAGGGAAGAAGCAGCCGGGGGAGAGGGCGGUCUGACCUAUGCGUUCGACAAGACGGUCACGAACUUGGUUCAGGAUGACCAUGGGGCCAAUGUCACGUUCUCAGACGGGCAAGCGGAACGCUUCGACCUUGUCGUAGCUGCAGACGGGUUAGGAUCACGGACCAGGAAGGCCGUCUUCGGGCGAGAAGCCAGUGACGCAGCCUUCAGCUCGAUCGGUGUCCACGCCGCCUAUUUCAGCAUACCGCGCGUUGAGGGCGAAGACAACCUCGCCAAAGCCUACAGUGCACCGGGGCGCAGGAUCGUCAUGACGAGGACGAGCGGCCGGCCCAUAACCCAGGUGAUCCUGUUCACCAUGAGCGACGACACGGGCAGCCUGAAGGCAUGCUACAAGCAGCCCAUUGAGAAGCAGAAGCAGGCAUUUGCGGAGAAGUUCAAAGGCGCAGGCUGGGAGACAGAGCGCCUCUUGGCGGGGAUGGCCACCUGCGAGGACUUUUGGUCCUCCGAGGUUGCGCAGAUCAAGAUGGAUAGGCUGCACACGGGCCGGGUUGUGCUGCUCGGCGACGCGGGGUACUGUCCUUCCCCAUUUACAGGCAUGGGCACUGAAUGCUGCCUGAUCGGGGCGUACGUACUCGCGGGCGAGCUGGCAGAGCGGGCUGGCCGCAGCAACAGCAGCAACAGCGACGUCGUUGCAGGGGCGCUGCAGGCGUACGAGGAGAAGAUGCGAGCACCCGUCCGAGACCUGCAGAAGCUGCCGGGGAUGAGCACCGGCCUCUUCUUUCCGUCGUCUAGAAUUGGUGUCUGGCUCUUGCGGAAUCUGAUCUGGGCUUGGCUGCUGAAGGAUCCCACUUGA
Messenger RNA from Cryphonectria parasitica EP155, 1230 nucleotides. RefSeq lists its product as uncharacterized. The coding region runs from base 1 to 1230 and encodes 409 amino acids. The transcript is spliced from 2 exons. The record is from RefSeq and is a predicted model, not a curated record. Gene Ontology annotation, molecular function: FAD binding. Lineage: Eukaryota; Fungi; Ascomycota; Sordariomycetes; Diaporthales; Cryphonectriaceae.